This is a messenger RNA of Lasiodiplodia theobromae, 1527 nucleotides long. RefSeq names its product Peptidase M61. Bases 1 to 1527 code for a protein of 508 amino acids. Lineage: Eukaryota; Fungi; Ascomycota; Dothideomycetes; Botryosphaeriales; Botryosphaeriaceae. The transcript has a single exon. The record is from RefSeq and is a predicted model, not a curated record.
AUGCGUAUAGCGUGUCUCUUUCCACUUCUUUUGCACGCCGCUGUCGCAGCUGCAGCAGACGGCGCUCCAGCUUUGAACCUAACCUUGACACCACAUUUCCCACAAAAUGGAACCGCUUCGCUCGACGGCGUGCUAGUCAUCGAGUCCCCCGACGUUGGAAGCAACGAGACGCUCGUGACGCUGCCCUUGACCAUCACCUCCAACAUCCCGACCGCAAGAUACGAUGGCGACGCCCUUCAAGCCGACGACGACGAUGGCCCCUUGCCAUUGGUCAUAAUUGACGACGAGCCCUCAAACAUCCAAAUGAGGUACUGGAACACCACCCGUGCAACCAGCGGCAAUGUCACGGUCCGCUUCACGGCAUAUCCUCGACAAGUGGAAACAGACGACCCUUUCGGCCCUUUGUUCGACAUCCGCCAAAACGACAACGGCCUCGUCGGCUCAGCAUGGGCACUCGUCCCCACCCCCUCCUCGGACCAAAGCACCAACUACACCAUCAGCUGGGCCUGGGACCUCUCCCACUCCCCCUCCUGGACCCGCGGCGUCUGGACAUGGGGCGAGAGCUCCUCCUCCUCCUCCUCCUCCUCCUCCUCCCCCAUCGUUUCGGUCAACACCCUCGACCACCUCCAAUACACCUUCUGGGCCGUCGGCAACAUCACCAGCUACCCAGCCGCCGACUCCGCCUCCAGCUCCGACUUCGGCAUGUACUGGCUCGUCCCGCCCCCCUUCAACACCACCGCCGUCGCGACCUUCGUGCAGAACUUCUUCGCCUUCUCGACGUCCUUCUGGCACGACACCAGCAACGACCCGUACCGCGUCUUCGUGCGGUGGAACGCGAACCUGAUGGGCGGCGGCACCGCGCUCUACCGGUCCUUCACCUUCGGCUGGAACAACGCCAGCACGACGGGGGAGCAUGAUCUCGAGCUGCUGCUGGCGCACGAGAUGACGCACAACUGGCCGACGAUGGAAGGUAGUAAUGCGAACAUCACGAACUUCGUCGAGGGGUCGGCCGAGUUCUACUCGCUGCGCCUGAUGUGGCGCGGCGGCUUCAUGGACGAUUCGGCGUACCUGGCCGAGAUGAAUAGCCGCGUCGCGUACUACUACAACGAUCCGUACGUCAACGCGUCGGACGCCGCGGUGCAGGAUGAUCCGUGGGGCGAUUUGCGGCUGCAGAAGAUUCCGUAUGGACGCGGGUUGAUUUGGCUGGCGAAUUUGGACGCGGAGCUGCGGGAGAGGUGGAACGGGACGGUGAGUUUGGAUGUGCUGGAGUUGGCGCUGUUGGAGCGGUAUAACGACGGGCUUUCGUAUACGCUGGAGGACUUCUUUGGGUUGCUGCGGCAGUAUCUGGGCGAGUAUGCUGUUGCGGAGUAUGAGCAGAUUGCCACGGGCAGCCCGUUGCUCAAACUACGGGACGGUAGUCUUGGGCCUUGCUUUGAUGUCGUUCAGACUGCUUCUAACCCGGUCGUCUGGCAGUGGCAGUGGAAAACUGGUGCUAAUGCCACCAACAGCACUACUUGCGUCAUCUGA